AGAAAUUACUGAAAACUUUUCAGUGAAACGUUCGUGUUUACUGUUUACAGACAGAUCGUCGAAAUCAUCAAGGCAUUUUCUUCCCGUUAUUGCGUUUAGAUUUGAGGCAUAUCGCUUGACAGCUAAAUAUCUGUUGAAGGUCUUCAUAUCGAAAGUCCAAGUCUUCAAUCUAUCAUGUCGCGAAGGAGGAAAUCGAAAAAGACGACGAACGGUUGCACCAGCAAGCCUCAGACUUCUCUUCCACUGGUCAAAAGCAAACAGCGUAUGACACCUAGAAGUGCUCCGCAGUUAACACGAAAUGGAAAGUUUACUCAAAACUGGAUUGUAGAGGAUUUAUUGGAGGAAGAGAAAUUUGUUCUUAACCCUCGACUUAACUCUAAUUUAUCACAGUUGAAGAAAUUGUGGAAGAAUGGAAAACCACUAAUGGAUAACUGUGUAGAAUUAGAUCCAUCUCCAUUUAAACACUGUGUUGUCAAAAAUCUGCUCAAGGAUGAAUCCCAUCUUGAUGAUCUUUGCAAGGAACUGCCAAAGUUGCCGUAUAAACAAAUGCUGAAUGAUUUGUACUCAUUACAGCAGUCUUGCGUUCUAGAUGUUGGCAGUUCGUUAAAAUCUGUGCAUAGCAUAGUAAAAUUUAUCAAAGGUCCUCUGAAGAAAUGGGUGCAAGAGAUAACUGGCAGGGUGUUUUCUGAUAAAAUGACAAUCACUGCAUCUCAAUAUAAAUUUACUGAUAGACUGCUAUGUCAUGAUGACAAUCUUCAUGAUCGUAGUGUAGCCUUCAUUUUCUACUUGUGCAAAGAUUGGGAAGAAGAAUUUGGGGGAUCUCUUGACUUAUUUGAUUGUGAUUCAGACAACCAACCAAAAAAUGUGAUCAAAUCAAUAUUCCCCUCAUUUGGUUCCUUUGCCUUUUUUGAAGUGUCUCACAAUUCGUACCACCAGGUAGCAGAAGUUCUCACUUCAAAAUCUGUGAGACUUUCCAUUAAUGGGUGGUAUCAUGGAGAAGAUUUACCUCAGCAACCAGUAUGGCACGGUACCAUUCCUAAAAUGUUGGUUCCCAUACAACUACAUGGAAAGUCUGCUGAUGACUUCAUAAAUUCAACUUGGCUAAAUAUGAAGACAUGCUCUCAGGUAAAGAGUUCUUUUGAACAAGAACUAAGUAUUAGUCUACCACAGUUUUUGAAGUCUCCCAUUUUCACUGGAAUAGAGAAAGCUUUAAAAGAUAAGAGCAUUGUGUGGGAGUCCUGUGGGCCCGCUCACCACAAGAGAUAUGAGGUAGCGAGGCUUUCUACUCUUCCUGCUGAAGUAACACAGUUCCUGAAGUUUGUUCAAUCCAAACAUUGGUUUCGGUUUCUCUCUCAGUGCACGGUAGAGAUUAGUCCUGAUGUCAAACCGUUGCCAAAAUGUUGGUUGGAAGUCCAACGUUGGCAACCUGGGGACUACACAGUUCUUUUUGAUAAUGAUCCACUUAAUAAUAGUACUGGUAUUGAUGUUCAUUUGUACUUUGGUGUAGAAAAAAGGUUAAAGAACAAUGUAGGUGGUGAGGUUUUCUAUCUUGGCCCCGAUCGUGAUGAUGAGGGUAAUCUAGAGCAAGCUUUUCAUCUAGAACCAGAAAAUAAUACCUCAACAAUAAUAGCUCACAUUGAAGGUAUGGCUGUGUUGACAAAGUAUUUGGAUCAUCGAAAUAAACCUUUCUUUAAAAUAUUUGGCAGGUAUUCACAAAGUGUGGAAUGAAGUGGAAGUCAUUACUCUGGUAAUACAUACGGGUAUAGAUGUACAGUGUGUGUUGUGAGUGAUAAAAGUUAGAGGAUAAUAAACGCCCAAAAUAUGA
Frankliniella occidentalis (western flower thrips) is the source of this 1825-nucleotide messenger RNA. It is a transcript of the gene sud1, whose product is annotated as prolyl 3-hydroxylase OGFOD1. Bases 175 to 1728 code for a protein of 517 amino acids. The record is from RefSeq and is a predicted model, not a curated record. NCBI's taxonomy places the organism in Eukaryota, Metazoa, Arthropoda, Insecta, Thysanoptera, Thripidae. Gene Ontology annotation, cellular component: cytoplasm. Gene Ontology annotation, molecular function: L-ascorbic acid binding; iron ion binding; peptidyl-proline dioxygenase activity. Gene Ontology annotation, biological process: peptidyl-proline hydroxylation; regulation of translational termination. The transcript has 2 exons.